AUGGAAGGCAAGGAAAAUGGACGGAAAAACAGAGGAGGGAGAAGGAGACUAGGGCAGCGGAAGAUGAAGGUGGAGAGAAGGAAGAGAAACCCAAGUGAUGAUCAUGAAGGCAUUGCUCAACUCAAACAACACCUUUCAAGUCAUUUUCAGACUGAGGAUUUGGGCAGGCUAAAAUACUUUCUAGGCAUUGAAGUGGCACAGUCUGGCAAUGGCAUUGCUAUUACACAAAGGAAAUAUGCCUUAAGACAUUUUGGAAGACGACAGUGGGAGCCUCUAAAAGAUCCUAGCAGAUAUUGCAGACUUAUUGGCAAACUCAAUUAUCGUAUGAUUACACGACCAGACAUGUCAUUUGUUGUUAGUGGAAUUAGCCAGUUUCUGCAAUCACCUUGUGAUAGUCACUGGAAUACAGUUAGCAUUCUGCGAUAUAUCAAAAGCUCUCUAGGACAAGGCUUAUUGUAUGAAGACAAGAGACACACCCACAUUGUUGGGUAUUCUGAUGCAGAUUGGGCAGGAUCUCCUUCUGAUAGGCAGUCCACUUCAGAUUAUUGUGUUCUAAUUUGA
This is a messenger RNA of Lycium barbarum (goji berry), 561 nucleotides long. RefSeq lists its product as uncharacterized. NCBI's taxonomy places the organism in Eukaryota, Viridiplantae, Streptophyta, Magnoliopsida, Solanales, Solanaceae. The transcript has 3 exons. The record is from RefSeq and is a predicted model, not a curated record. The coding region runs from base 1 to 561 and encodes 186 amino acids.